Molecule: messenger RNA, 1095 nt
Organism: Staurois parvus
Lineage: Eukaryota; Metazoa; Chordata; Amphibia; Anura; Ranidae
Source: the annotation of a GenBank genome assembly
AUGCUCUUCACAGUGUUUGGCAAUGUCCUGGUGGUCAUCGCAGUGUUUACAAGCAGAGCUCUCAAAGCUCCUCAGAACUUGUUCCUGGUCUCUUUGGCCUCAGCAGACAUUUUAGUGGCCACACUGGUCAUGCCCUUCUCUUUGGCCAAUGAGGUGAUGGGCUACUGGUACUUCGGCAAGGUGUGGUGUGAGAUUUACUUGGCUUUGGACGUCCUCUUUUGCACCUCCUCCAUUGUGCACCUGUGUGCCAUCAGCUUGGACCGCUACUGGUCCAUCACCCAAGCCAUCGAAUACAACCUCAAGAGGACCCCCCGACGGAUCAAAUGUAUCAUAGUUUUUAUCGUGUGGGUGAUCUCAGCCGUGAUUUCAUUCCCUCCACUCAUCACCAUCGAGAAGGAGAGCGGCAAAGAAGAAGAGCCAAAGUGCAAGAUCAACGAGGAAAAGUGGUACAUCAUCUCCUCCUGCAUCGGCUCCUUCUUUGCCCCUUGCGUCAUCAUGAUCCUGGUCUACAUCAGGAUCUACCAGAUAGCAAAGAAGAGAACCAGGGUCCCUCCCAACAAAAGGAACAACGGCGAAGCUGAGAAAAGGCACAAUGGCUACGCUGACAAGGACUUGCCAGUGAAACUCAAUGAGGCCAAUGGGAUGGACCUGGAGGACUCUUCCUCUUCUGAUCAUCCUGAAGACCAAGAGCAGUAUUCCUCCAAAAAGAGAGCAGACAAGGCCCCUAGGAACAAAGGGAAGACCAAAUUAAGCCAGAUCAAACCAGGGGACAGCUUGCCUCGGAGAGAGGAGGAACGAAGUGCCAAAGCCUCCCGUUGGAGGGGCAGGCAGAACAGAGAGAAAAGGUUCACCUUUGUUUUGGCCGUGGUCAUUGGAGUAUUUGUAGUGUGCUGGUUCCCCUUCUUUUUCACCUACUCCCUCAUUGCAAUCUGCAGCAAGAGCUGCCACGUUCCUGAGAAACUCUUCAAAUUUUUUUUCUGGUUUGGCUAUUGUAACAGCUCCCUGAACCCGGUUAUCUACACCAUCUUCAACCAUGACUUCAGGAGGUCCUUCAAACGGAUUCUGUGCAAGGGGGAGAGGAAAAGGAUUGUGUGA